Molecule: messenger RNA, 1689 nt
Organism: Spirodela intermedia
Lineage: Eukaryota; Viridiplantae; Streptophyta; Magnoliopsida; Alismatales; Araceae
Source: the annotation of a GenBank genome assembly
AUGGCCGCGGCUGCGGCGGCGGCUGCGGCGGCCGCAGACCACAUCCUGAAGAGCGGCGAUGUCUCCACCAUGAUACGGCAGGGCUUCCUGUCCUCGCCGAUGUCUCCAGCUAGGAUCUCGCCGGCGGCCUCUCCGCCGCCCCCCGCGAGCCACUCUUUUUCUUCUUCUUCUCCCCCGCCGCCGCUGCCGCCACCGACGACAACGACGACGACGACGACCACCACCACCACCACCACCCUCUUCGAUAUGAUCGCCGAGGAGGAGCGCUACCGGCACCAGCAAACUCCGGCGAUCAGGGCCCUUCCGGCCCCCUCCGGCAGCCAGAAGAGGACCCGGCUGCAGGCGAGGGUCGCCGCCAUCCUCGCCGGCGGGAAGUACCCCGACGGCGGCGCCGGCGACGUGGAGCUGACCGUCAGCUCCGGCGACGGCUUCCGCGUCUCCUUGACCGUCCACCGGAGCGUGCUCGCAGCCCACAGCCGCUUCUUCGCGGAGAAGUUGGCCGGCGCCCCCGCCGGAGCGGCGCACGCCGUGGAGAUCUGCGACUGCGACGACGCCGUGGUCUACGUCGAGGCGGUGGCGCUCAUGUACUGCCACCAGCCCCGCCAGAAGCUGGCCGGCGAAACAAUCUCCAAGGUCCUCGCCCUCCUCAAGGUAAGAAGAGAAAGAGAGAGAAGCAGAGUAAAGAAAAAAGAAGCCUAUAUAUUCAUGGGUCUGAGCUUCUUCCUGCAGGUGUCGGCGGCGAUACUCUUCGACGCGGGGGUGGCGGCCUGCCUAGAGCACCUGGAAUCGGCGCCCUGGACGGAGGACGAGGAGGAGAAGGUUGUGGCGGCUCUCCGCCAGCUUCGUCUUCCCCAGCCGGCUUCUGAGGUUCUGGUUAGGGUUUCUGUAGAUCCGGGGGUUCCCAGUCGAUCCGAGGGGGUCUUCCUGCGGCUCCUGAGUGGGGUCCUGCAAGCCAAGGACGACAAGGCGAGGCGGGAGAUGAAGAACCUGAUAUCAGGUCUGCUCCAGGAAGACGACCACCACCCCCAUCGCCGCAGUUCCGCUGAGGUCUCCAAGGAGACCUUCUACCAGCUCUGCCAUCAGUGCCUCAACUCCCUCCUGGUGUGCCUCUCUGAGGCCGCGGAUGCCGAAGAUGGGGGGCGGGAUCGAGGAACCCUAAUGGCGGAGAUCUCCCGGGAAGCGGACAACAUGCUGUGGAUCGUCGACCUCCUCGUCCGCAAGAACGUGGGGGAGGAGUUCGUGUGGCUGUGGGCGGACCAGAUGGAGCUGGCGAAGCUCCACUCCAAGAUCCCCUCCAUGUACAGGUUCGAGAUCAGCAGGGUGACGGCGCAGCUCUGCGUGGCGGUGGGGCGUGGGCAGAUCCUGGUCUCCAGGGAGGCGAAAUCCUCCCUCCUGCGGACAUGGCUGGAGGCGCUGUACGAGGACUUUGGCUGGAUGAGGAGGGCCUCUCGGACCUUCGACAAGAAGCUCGUGGAGGAUGGUCUCUGCCAGACGAUCCUCACCUUGCCCAUGCCGCAGCAGCAGGCCAUCCUCCUCGACUGGUUCGAUCGGUUCCUCAACAAAGGAGACGACUGCCCCGACAUCCAGAAGGCCUUCCAGAUUUGGUGGCGACGAGCUUUUGUCCGGCAGUACGUCGGAGCAGAGGACAACUCCCAGCUUCAGGUCGCCCUCUGCAUGUACCCUACCUGA